GUACAGUGUAGGUUGUGAAGUGGGAUGAUUACGGAAACAUCGCGAAAUUUAUUUAAAAAAAAAACUGAAUUUAUAAUAAAAUGUUAUGCAAGUAAAAGUGCCUACCGGGAUUCGUUAAAAAUAAAAUGGAUUGUAAACGAGUGAUUCACCAAGGUUACGUUUUGUUAUGAAGUCCUUUUCAACAAUUUUAUAAUCUCGAAGAAAUCAAGUCUCCAAUGGGUUUUCAAGAGAAAAAGACUACAAGACACAGCAGCGUUGAUGAGAGCACUCACUUAGACCAAUUUUUGAAGAUUUCCAAUUAUGAGGACACAGUAAGGCAGCUUGAUAUAUACUAUGGAAUGGUCAAACGCCAAUUACUUCGCUAUCAAAGUCCCAUAACUGGUCUCUUUCCAGUAUUAUCAAAUGAUACAGAAGUGGGGAGCGUUCGUGAUAGUAUUUACUGUGCUGCUGCCGUCUGGGGUUUAUUUCAAGCUUACAGGAGAAUAGAUGAUGAUAGAGGUAAAUCAUAUGAAUUAGGACAAUCUGCAGUAAAAUGCAUGAGAGGCAUUUUGGAGUGCUGGGAGAGGCAGUCGAAACGAAUAGAGCUGUUCAAACAGAAGCAAUGCAGCUCUCAUGCUUUACACGUUAAGUUUCAUAUGAUUACAGGAUAUGAAAUCUUCAAUGACAAUGAAUACAAUCAUUUGCAAAUAGAUGUUGUUUCCAUUUAUCUGUUGUUUCUAGUGCAAAUGAUCACUUCGGGGCUACAGAUCAUUUACACACAGGAUGAAGUAGCAUUUGUGCAAAAUCUAGUGUAUUAUGUUGAAAGAGCGUACCGUACACCAGAUUUUGGCAUGUGGGAAAGAGGUUGUAAAUACAACGAUGGGACUCCUGAAAUUCACGCCAGCUCAAUAGGAUUCGCUAAGUCAGCGCUCGAGGCUAUAAAUGGUUGCAAUUUGUUUGGUGAAAAAGGGGCCUCCUGGAGUGUUGUUUAUGUCGAUAUAGACGCCCAUAAUCGAAAUAGAAGUAUUUUCGAGACUCUUUUGCCUAGAGAAUCGUGUACAAAGGAUGUUGAUUCUUCACUAUUGCCAACGAUAUCAUUUCCUGCAUUUUCCACUCAUGAAGAAAGCUUGUAUCAGGAAACGAAACACAAUGUUAUCCGAUGUUUAAAAGGUAACUAUGGCUUCAAGAGAUACAUUCGGGAUGGUUACAAGAGCGAACUUGAAGAUAAAAACAGCAGGUAUUAUCAAAAAAGUGAAAUUAAAAAUUUCGAAAAUAUUGAAUGUGAGUGGCCUCUCUUUUAUAUAUUCAUGAUUAUUGAUGGUGUCUUCAAGGCACUUCCUGACCAAAUUCAGGAAUACCAAGACUUACUGAAGGAAAGAAUAAUGGUGGAUCAUCAUGGAGAUCCAGUAAUCCCAAUGUACUACUAUGUUCCCAAGGAAAAUAUCGAAAAGGAACAAUGCGAACCCAAUACCACUAAGAAAAAACCAAACACCGAGGGUGGCCUUUUUCUGUGGAAUCAGUCCAUGUUCAUUUUGGCGCAGCUACUGACAGAAGGUCUGUUACAUAUCAAUGAACUUGAUCCUAUUCGUAGAUAUUUGCCAUCUUAUAAUAGACCGAGAAAGGGAGGGCGCUAUUCUGCUUUUCAGGCAAAACCAAAUUUUGGUACAGCGACUGAUCUGGUGGUCCAAAUCGUACUCAUAGCUGAGUCGAUGCGACUUCAGGCGAUGAUGGCCACUUACGGAAUACAAACUCAGACUCCGCACGAGGUAGAACCGGUUCAGAUCUGGUCGUCCACGCAGCUAGUCAAGGUUUAUGAAAAUCUGGGAGUCAACCAAAAGCUGAAUCUACAUGGAAGGCCCGUAAGACCCGUUGGAAGCUUGGGCACCAGUAAAAUAUACAGGAUAGCAGGCUCUACGGUUCUGUGCUAUCCAAUUAUAUUUGAAGUAUCGGAUUUCUAUCUCUACAGAGAUAUGGCACUCUUGAUUGAUGACAUCAAAACGGAGCUACAGUUCGUUGGAAGAUACUGGAGAUUGUCUGGAAGACCCACUGUAUGUCUGCUUAUUAGGGAGGAGCAUAUGAGAGAUCCUCAAUUCAAGAAAAUGUUAGAUUUGCUUGCGAUGCUGAAGAAGGGAUACUGUGAUAGUGUUAAAGUUAGGAUAGGGAGGCUGCAGAAUCUUAUUUCAAGUUCUUGUGUUGAACAUUUGGAUUUUAUGCAUAUUGUGGAUAACCCUACCGAUGACUACCAACAUUUCAAGCAGUUGGAACACGAUUAUAUAGGCUACCAAAGUUUGACGGACAUUCCUAGGAUGAUGGAUUACAACGACGAACUGAAGGAUUAUAGUUCAUUUAAGUUCAAGUCAACAUACGAAAUUGUAGAAGGUAUCAGCGCAAUCGAAAGCUUAUUUGCAAGGUGUCAACUGUUCGGAAUUCUGCUGAAAAGAGAGGGUCCUCAAUUCCGGGUACUGAACCGUGCGGUGGAGGAACAUCUUCAAAGUUUGUAUCAUCAAGCAGGGUGCUUGAGACAUUGGGCGGCCGUUAGAUACACCAGUAGCUUGUUGAAUCAUAACGUAGAUUCUAUAAGUCCUUUUAUAACAGCCGUUUUAGUGCAUGGAAAGCAGCUCACAGUGGGUGUCGUGGGGCAGAAAGAAACUGUUUUCGAUAAACCUUUGACGCCAGCGGAAAUACAGUCAGUGGUGUACAAUACAAUACAGCCCUAUGAUGUCAUACAGGCAGUUUUGCAACAAGAAAUAAUUUUAUAUUGUGGACGCUUGAUAUCCACGAACCCGGAAUUGUUUAGAGGUAUUCUGAAAAUUCGAGUGGGAUGGGUCUUGGAAGCCAUCAAAUUAUACUUGAAUAUAUUUGGUGACCAGAAGAAACUUGAAGACCACAGUCCUUAUGAAGUCAGACAGCUUCUAUACAGGGUUUUAUCCAUCGAUGAAUGGUGUAGUGAAGAAAAAUCGACCCCUCAUCAAAAGAGACAACUGGAGGGUUGUUUAUGCAGGGUUCCAUCUUCCUUCUAUAAUCAAGUUUGGGACAUAAUGACUCGAACUCCACAGGGUAUAAGAGUAGCAGAGAAUGUUAUUCCACAACAUCCAAUCCUCUCCAAUAUGACACGAUCUGAGCUAACAUUUUCUCUUUUGGUUGAAGAGAUGCUAAAUCAUGUUCAACGACCAGAACAUCGGCAGUUGCUAGUCGAACUACUGACAAUAGUGUCAGUAAUACUGGGAAGAAAUCCUGAGUUGACGUUCAACAAGGAAUUGGAUUUGGAACAACUCAUCAAAGAUGCCGCUCACAUGUAUGCAAUGGAUAACGACCAAAAGGAGGAAAAUGUCUGUGAUCUUCUAGAAGUACCUCAAUCGAGUUCAACUGGAUAUUUAGCCAGAGCAGUAGUCAACACAGUCCUUAAAGGAGGUCAAAUCACCCAAAACAUUGAACAUGAGCCAGAGUCCUGUAGAAUUUCAUAAAAAGUUGUUUUCUUCCUGUAUAUAUUAUUGUGAAAACACCAUGUUAAUGUAAUAAAUUGUUGAAACCUA
Messenger RNA from Leptinotarsa decemlineata (Colorado potato beetle), 3512 nucleotides. Its product is annotated as probable phosphorylase b kinase regulatory subunit beta. Gene Ontology annotation, biological process: glycogen metabolic process. Gene Ontology annotation, molecular function: calmodulin binding. Lineage: Eukaryota; Metazoa; Arthropoda; Insecta; Coleoptera; Chrysomelidae. The record is from RefSeq and is a predicted model, not a curated record. Gene Ontology annotation, cellular component: phosphorylase kinase complex.